Molecule: messenger RNA, 4021 nt
Organism: Fusarium odoratissimum NRRL 54006
Lineage: Eukaryota; Fungi; Ascomycota; Sordariomycetes; Hypocreales; Nectriaceae
Exons: 1
Coding region: 595-4014 (1139 amino acids)
Source: RefSeq, a predicted model, not a curated record
AGAGAAAACACCCAGAGAUUGCUCCAUUAUUCAGCGGCCUAUCCAAGGUCAAUCGUCCCCCCAUGUCCACCUGAACUAACUCCGUUUCUUACGCCGCGAAGACCAGGCCACAUCAUGAAAUGAUCGGCACAGCGUAUGUACUGUAUUUUUGGAAGCGAGCCGCCUGGGUAUCUCGGAUGUUCAACAACCAUGUCUCUGAUCCACUAUCCACUACCAAACGCAGGCGCUUUCUGCCCAAAAGACUCCGUCUCAUCCAACCACCCAUCGACUGACCGCCCUGUCAGUCCCAUUUGGGUAGAUCCGGAAUGACCUCACCCUGCUAUGUUUUGUAUGCAAGCGCCCGUAUUCCCAGCUUGGGCCUGCAUGGCCAUGGAGACGCUUCCAAGUUUGGAUCAUGAUUGAUUUGCGCGUACGACUUACGUGGAGAACCAUCUUCAGCUGAAAUUGUAACCUGACAGCCGAUCUUGAGAUUUGUAUAAAGAUUGAGGCUACACCAGCUCGUUACACAUUCCUUUCCUCAGCAACAAUUCACUUUCGUUUCAUACAAACAAACCUUUUCAUUCGCUUUACAACAUUCGUUGAAACAAAGGAAAGAUGAGAAGCUUCUUUCUACUCAGCGCCGUUGCCAUUAGCGCGGCCAACGCUGGUGUUUUAGACUUUCGUCGUCAGCCAAGGGGAGACUACAAUCUACCUCCUUCGGCUGUCUAUGAAACCCAGGUCGUCUCUACUGAUCUCUAUCCUCCUCCCGCUCAGUCUGCCAACACUGAGCCUGCUGAGCAAGAGACUUCUCCGUAUGCUCCUCCUCCUGUUCCCACUGUCGCUACUUCCGAGCACCAAGAUACUACCGACUACGCACCUCCCGAGUCUGCAGCUACCGAGAGUGCCAGCAAGCCUGUUGAAGACACUUCUGCUGCCGAGACUCCUACCAACGCUUAUCCUCCUCCCGCCAACACCCAGCCUGGACAAGAUACCACUGAUGUUUCAACACCAACUGGAGCCUAUCCUCCUCCUGUGAACACUCAAAAGACAGAGACUGAGCAAAAGUCUUCUGCCGUUGUCACAACUGAAGAGUCCACCCCCACCGGUGCUUACCCUCCUCCCGAGAACACUCCAUCCGAGUCUGAGCACGAGUCUACUGCUGUCGAGACUACUGCUGAGGGUAAAACCUCAACUGACCUGUACCCUCCUCCCGCCAACACAGAGACUACCAAGCCCGGCAAAGACACCACUGAGGCUCUUACACCCACUUCCGAGUACACUCCUCCCGAGAGUACCGAUGUGACCCAACAGGGAUCUACCGAUGUUGGCAGCUCCACUGACGCGUAUCCCCCACCCGAGGGUACCCCCACAACCCAGCCCGGUAACGAGGGUACCACGGCUGUUUCCGAGACCACCAAGCCUGCCGUCGGCACCUCAACUGGUGUCUAUCCUCCUCCCAAGGCUACUGAGACUACCGAUACUGGUGUUGAGACCGAAACUGGUAGUGCCUCUACUACACAGUGGACUACCUCGACUGUCUACACUACCAAUGUAUACACUGUCACUUCUUGCCCUCCUGAGGUUCCCAACUGCCCUGGUGGCCAGCAUGUCACUACCAAGACCAUCGCUGUGUCUACUACUGUCUGCCCCGUCACUGAGACCAAGCCUGUGACUGAGCAUGGCGAGACUGGCACUCCCACCUAUCCUGUCCCUGUCUCUACCGAGACUGAGCACCAAGGUACCGAGACUGCUACUGUCUCUAAGCCUGGUGAGACCGAGACUAAGACUGAGUCGGUUCCCGAGGAGACUGAGACUUCUCCUUCUACUGGUGCUUACCCUCCUCCCAAGGCUACCACUGGCACUACCGAGGGAGCUGAGACAGAGACUGUUCCUGCAGAGACCGAAACUGCUCCUGCUGAGACUGAGACUACCAAGCCUGCUGUCGGUACAUCCACUGGUGUCUAUCCCCCUCCCAAGGCCACUGAGACUACCGAGACCGGUGUUGAGACUGAGACUGAGUCCCUUCCUGCUGAGUCUACCAAGCCUGCUGCUGGAACUUCAACCGGUGCUUAUCCUCCUCCCAAGGUUACCACCGAGACUGCCACUGCCAAGACCGAGACUGUUCCCACCGAGACUCAGCCCAACACUGAGCAGACCAGCCAGUGGACUACCUCAACUGUCUACACAACCAACAUCCGCACCAUCACGUCUUGCCCUCCUGAGAUCCCCGAUUGCCCUAACGGCAAGCAUGUCACAACUGAGACAAUUGCUAUCUCUACUACCGUCUGCCCUGUGACCGAAGCGGGAUCUACCAAGCCUGCCACUGUCACCAAGGAGUCACCCACUUACCCCGUUCCUACCCAGGCUACUGAGACCGAGGGCCAGUCUACUGCCCCUACCACUGAGACUGAGGAGCAGCCUACUAAGCCAGUGACUCACCAUGAGGGAUCUACCAAGCCCGCAACUGAGGAGCAACCUACCAAGCCUGCCACCGAGACUGAGACUAAGCCUGCUACCACUGGUGGCGAGGAGCACCCUACCGAGACCAAGCCUGUCACUGAGACGAAGCCCGCUACUGAGACUAAGCCCACUUACCCAGUUCCCACUGAGUCCAAGCCUGCUAGCACCACCGAGUGGACCACCUCGACUGUCUACACAACCAACAUCCGUACCGUGACCUCUUGUGCUCCCGAUGUUCCCGACUGCCCCAACACUCCUCACGUCACAACCGAGACCGUCGCCAUCUCCACCACCGUCUGCCCCGUCACCGAAGAGCACCCCACCGAGACGAAGCCUGCUCCCACCAAGCCCGCGACCGUCACUGAGGAACAGCCCACCAAGCCUGCCACUGAGACCAAGCCUGCCACCGAGACGAAGCCUGCUACUGAGGGACACUCCACCAAGCCCGCUACCCAGGAGCAUCCUACCAAGCCUGUGACUGGUGGCCAGUCUGAAGCUGGAUCUACUCAGCCUGCCUCUACUACUGAGUGGACCACUUCAACUGUCUACACGACUACCAUCCGAACUGUUACCUCGUGUGCACCUGAGUUCCCUAACUGCGAGAAGCCUACACCUCAUGUCACUACUGAGACUGUUGCUAUCUCUACCACUGUUUGCCCUGUUACUGAGCAGCAUCAGACUGAGCCCAAGCCAACUCAGCCCAAGCCCACGGAACCCAAGCCUACUGAGCCAGCCAAGACCACCGCCUGGUCUACCUCGACUGUUUACACUACCAGUGUUCGAACUGUGACUACCUGCGGCCCUGAGCACCCUAACUGCGAGACACCUACUCCUCAUGUUACCACCGAGACUAUCGCCAUCUCUACCACCGUCUGCCCAGUUACCGAGGAACAGUCUUCUCCUACCAAGCCCAGCACUCCUGGCCAACCCUCUCAGCCAUCCAACCCUGAGCAACCCAGCAAGCCUGCCGGUGGCAACCACCAGACCUACCCCGCUGGACCCGUCCCAACUCAGCACAUCGUCACAACUGGCUGGUCUACCUCUACCGUCUACACGACCAACAUCCGAACUGUCACUGCUUGCGCUCCCCACGUUGCCAACUGCCCUGGUACUCCCCACGUCACCACCGAGACCAUCGCUCUCUCAACCACUCUCUGCCCCGUUACCAAGACUCAGGUUAUUCCUGGUCCUGGUGCUACUUACUACCCUCCUGGACCUAACCGACCUGGCAACACGACAUCCACUCUUUACACCACCAAGUACUUCACCGUCACCGCCUGCCCUCCCGCGGUCACCGACUGCCCCAUCGGCGCCGUCACUUCCACCGUCUACGCCACAGCCACCACCCAGAUCCAGCAGUGGAACCCCUCCAACUCUCAUGUCUACCCCUCUCCCACCAAGGGUUAUCCUCCUACCAUCCCUACCCACCUGGCUCCUGGCAACCAGACGGUCACCACCUUCAUCCGAUCUACCACCAAGCUCUACGAGACUCCUAUCUCGACCCCCAAGGCAGCUGAGAUCACCACCACUUCUAAGGCUGGUUACGAGAAGCCUCCUUAUCCUGUUUACUUUUAAGAUUUCC